GCGCAGUGCAGAAGGAAGAUGGACGCGAUGCGAGUCUGAGAAGCAAAUCCUGCCCGAAAGUCCCAAACCAUGAAUAUCGUGGGCCAGCUGGCAGAGACCGUGUUCGUGACGGUGAAGGAGCUGUACCGCGGCCUCAACCCGGCCACCCUCACCGGGGGCAUCGACGUGAUCGUGGUGCGGCAGCCCGACGGCUCCUUCCAGUGCUCCCCCUUCCACGUCCGCUUUGGGAAGCUGGGCGUGCUGCGCUCCAAGGAGAAAAUCGUGGACAUUGAGAUAAAUGGAGAAGCGGUGGAUCUGCACAUGAAGCUUGGAGAUAAUGGAGAAGCUUUUUUUGUCGAGGAAAACCCAAAUAUGGAGGUCCCAGCCUAUUUAUGCACCUCCCCGAUUCCGCUCGAGCUCCCCGAAGAGGCGGAGGAGGCCGCCGAAGGGACGCCCGCCAUCGGGUCUGGUGCUCGCAAAAAGAAACGGCGGCGCAAGCGCGUGCGCUCGGAGAACCACCUGAGAGAGGAGGUCAGCACCUCGUCCGAGGAGAGAGAAGCGGAUCCACGGGACAGUCCUGCGUCCGAGGAGAUGUCCACGCCGCUGCCGCUCAGUAAAUCCAUUUACUACUCGCUGUCUGAGGAGCCCGGUGAGGAGCUGGGAGCUGCUCAGACCAGAGAGGCGGGCCAACAUCCAGAGCUGUCACCUUCAGGCAGCGUUUUCUGCAGUCAACCAGCAUCUCCGAGGAGCGACUCUGAUCGUCUAGAAAGCCAGGAUUCAUCCGGGCUUCAGAUGCAGUGGAACUGGGGAAGCUUCCCCACGCUUUGUCAGCCUGAAAAGACCUCAGCAGAGCUCUCCUGCUCUCAUUUCCGCACCAUCGAGAGACAAGACUCCUUCGACCUGGACUGUGAGCCUGCGAUCUGCCGCGGGACGGCCGCCAGUGUGACCGUGGUUAAACCGCAGCCCAGGAUGAGCACCGCCGCUGCAGAAGGCCGCUCCGUGCCAGCUGCAGCCUCGCCCCCUCAGAGGAACCCUCACGUUGGCCACUCUAUCUCAAAUGAGCUCUUCGUGUCCUGCAGCACGUCAGCCGAUACAGAUAAUAUACUUCAAGUCACACAAAACGCGGAGCAACAACAGGAAGACAGGGAGCCAGCCAGCAAUAUUACUGGUUACUGCAGCACAGGAAGCACUGAGACUGCUGAGUGUGGAAGGGAUGUGCACCAUGAGACCAACGCAACCGAUGCAAAAGACCAUCUCACUCAAGAGAGCGGUGGCUGCGUGGUCCAGGAAAGGUCAGACCCUCAGGAGGAGGUUCUCCUGUCCGAGCAGAGCCAUGGAGGUGCUGUGGAGCAGGGAGGAGGAAUCGAUCCCUGUGCUGAAGGAGGAAGGGAAGCCAGUUUACCCAGAGCGUUGGACGAAUCGCUUACUGACAGACGUGCCCCCAAAACGGACUCGAAAGACGGCGGGGUCAGCUUUACGCCUGAGAGGAACACCCUCCCCUCUGAAGCGUGCUACAGAGAGGAGCAGCAGGACAGGAGGAAAGCUAAGAGGAAUCAUCAUCUGGGACCAACAGACAUUUACCUGGACGAUCUGACCUCACUUGACCCUGAGGUGGCUGCACGGUAUUUCCCCAAAAGCGACACAGAGGCGGCGUGUCUACAGGGGGCGGAGCCCAGCUCCUGCUCCGGCAGCCACACGCCGCAGUCGGUGGGCAGUGGAGCGAUGGACAGCGGAACCGAGUACCUGUCCGAUUCCGCCUGCUACAGCACGGACGUCAGCAUGUCUCUCUGCGGACGAGUGGGCGACACCAGCCAGAUUACCACAGAGAAGUUCAAGGAACACCUGGUGACGUACCAGGACUUCGCCAGUAAUCCAGGCAUUAUAGAAGAUCCCAGUCUAGUUAUCUGUGUAAACUCCAAUUAUUACAACUGGGCCGUGGCGGCACCAAUGAUCCUCUCCAUGACCGCCUUCCAGAAGAACCUGCCAAAGAGUGCCAUUGAGCGGCUGGUGAAGGAUAAGAUGCCAAAGAAGUCCGGACGUUGGUGGCUGUCGUGGAGGCGCAGAGACAUGGCCGACAGUCAGCAGGAACAGUCCAAGGAGGAGCAGGAGGAGCCGUUGGCGGGAGCCGCCUCCCCGGUUAGAGCCACGCUGGACGACAUUGACAGCGAUGAAGCGGCAGGACUCGGCCGGAAGGCCACCCUUCCGUCCAGCCUCUCCUCAGACACCCUCGCCGCCGCGCAGUCGGUCAGCCAAGUGUAUCGCAAAUCCCUUCGCCUGACCUCCCAGCAGAUAGAGCGUCUGAACCUGCGCCAAGGAGCCAAUAAAGUGGUGUUCAGCGUGACCACCCAAUACCAGGGCACCUGUCGCUGCGAGGCCGCCAUCUACCUGUGGAAGUGGGACGAUCGCGUCGUUAUAUCAGACAUUGAUGGCACCAUCACCAAGUCCGACGCUUUGGGUCAUAUUCUACCCCAGUUUGGAAAAGACUGGACCCAUAAAGGGAUCGCCAAACUCUACCACAAAAUACACCAAAACGGCUACAAGUUCUUGUACUGCUCGGCGAGGGCGAUUGGCAUGGCGGCCAUCACCAAGGACUACCUGCAGUGGGUCAACGACAAAGGAACCGUCCUCCCCAAAGGGCCCGUUCUGCUGGCCCCCAGCAGCCUCUUCUCAGCCCUACACAGGGAGGUGAUUGAGAAAAAACCCGAGGUGUUUAAGGUUGCCUGCCUAAACGACAUCAGAGACCUUUUCAACCCCGGCAGACGGCCGUUCUAUGCGGCCUUUGGCAACAGAACUAACGAUGCUUAUGCUUACAAGAAGGUAGGAGUGCCUGAAACCCGGAUAUUUACCGUCAACCCCAAAGGAGAGCUGACCCAGGAGAUGACUAAAGGCAACAAGUCCUCGUACACUCACCUGAGCGAGUUGGUGGAGCAUUUCUUCCCCACGCUGUCUGCCUGCAGCAGCACCUCCUCUGUUCUGGACUGUCCCGAGUUCAGCAGCUUCUCCUACUGGAAGGAGCCGCUGCCAGAACUGGAGCUGGACGCGCUGCUCUGAGCUCAGUCAAAACGUUUAAGUUCUCCAAUAUUUCCCAGCAUGCCUUUGGGGCACGGUUCGUGCCCUGGUCACGAGCCACCAAACGAAGCGGAAAACCGAGUGCUGAGUCGCAGAGAAAUCCAAAGUCAUGAACUUGCUUAUGGAAAAGUACAAUAUUUUAGAAAUGUUGCCAGCUUUAUGAAAAAGAUUUUAUGUCUUCUGAGAACCGUUUCAGAACCGAGGAAAACAAAGACGGAGCGAGGCUUUGUAGGGAUGUUGCGGUGUCUUAUCAAAAAACACCUUUUUCUGCUGACGUAAAUGAUUUUAAACCGUUUGAGAUACUACUUUGAUCAUUGCUGGUUAUGAAAGGUUUGAUGGGUGAUUGUUGUCAAACUGCGUUUCACUCAGUGAAUGAAAAUAAGAAGUUACUAAAAUAAUGUCUUUUUAGCUGGAUUUUUAUCAUUUCAGAGCUUUAGAAAACCUUUUCUGUUUUUCUUAACUAGAAAGGAAAUUCCCAUUUACUUGACUGAGUGUGUGAUCUUACCUCUGAGUUUGUUUAUAUGGUUCAAAUGUUUUUUUAUAAAUCUAUAUGUGAGUUUUUCAAUCAAUCGAAAGCACAUAAAUAUAAAUUAUUUGUAACAUUCUUGUGGCUUUUGCCCUUUUUCUUUUUCAGUAAAAACAAGUCCGUGUUGGUUUAGACCAGGGGUCUGCAACCCUGAGGCUCCGGAGCCACACGUAGCACUUUGAAACCCUCCGAUGCGGCUCUUUGGCUUUAAAAACUGUUUGUUUUGGUUAAUAACGUUUUAGGAUUUAUGUUUACAUCGUCAGAUAACUUUAGACCUCAUCUUUUGCUGCACAACAGUUGCCGUUCAGAGGCAAAGUUCUUAAAAAAACAAACAAAAAAAGCUUUUAUCUUCUGCUUUUAAAGUCAAGAAGUUAAUUGUUGCUUAUUGAAAAAUAAAGUUUAUAAA
Oryzias latipes (Japanese medaka) is the source of this 3980-nucleotide messenger RNA. Its product is annotated as zgc:123305. The record is from RefSeq and is a predicted model, not a curated record. Gene Ontology annotation, biological process: positive regulation of transcription by RNA polymerase II; fatty acid catabolic process; cellular response to insulin stimulus. Gene Ontology annotation, cellular component: nucleus. Gene Ontology annotation, molecular function: transcription coactivator activity; phosphatidate phosphatase activity. NCBI's taxonomy places the organism in Eukaryota, Metazoa, Chordata, Actinopteri, Beloniformes, Adrianichthyidae.